AUGUACACCUUCGGGAAAGAAGCAGACAAAACGGGUGAGCUGACAUCGAAAUACUCUGAUUUGACUCUUAUUUGCGACAACUUUGCGAAUGAGAGCGCUUCGAAACUUCUUGUUAAUUGGAGUUCUCUAGAGCGUCAUCGGUUCAACGCGAAAACUCUCGACUACAUUUCAUCAGCAACUUGUGAAAAAUAUUUCGCCGAGCAUUUACACUUCAAUGAGAGAGAAUCAGUGAAUGAUUUAGAGAGAGAGUUUCCAAUCGCCUUCGGAAUUUUGGUUUACCAUAAUUUCGAUCAAGUCGAGCAGUUGCUGAGGUUGAUCUACAGGAAGAACAACUUCUACUGUUUCCACGUCGAUGAAGGGGCGGAUAAAGAGUUCAAAUACAUGAUGCAGUGGCUUGUAGAUUGCUUUCCGGAAAACGUCUUCGUGGCCUCAAAUCCUGUCGACAUCACUUGGGGAGACGUGUCUAUUCUGAAAGCGGUUCUUCAGUGUAUGGAAAAUCUUCUGGCCCGAUCUGACAAGUGGAAAUAUUACGUGCACUUGACGGGGGAAGAGUUUCUUCUGGUCACAAAUUUAGAGCUAGUCACUAGCCUUAAAAACUUGAAGGGUGCAAACUUAGUUGAAGGUACUUCUUUGAAGCCAAACAUGGACAGAUAUCCGGAGCAACUUCCUUACGAUUUGAAGAAAUAUAAAAGCUCAUCCCACAUUGUUCUAAGCCACGAAGCGGUCGAAUUUGUGUUAAAAAGCCAAAUUUCCAAGACGAUUUUCGGUGCUUUGCACGAUUACAACUCACCUGAAGAGUCUUUUUUUGCAGUGUUGCAGUUCAAUCAAAAAAAUUGCUUCCCGGAAAACGUCUUCGUGGCCUCAAAUCCUGUCGACAUCACUUGGGGAGACGUGUCUAUUCUGAAAGCGGUUCUUCAGUGUAUGGAAAAUCUUAUGGCCCGAUCUGACAAGAGGAAAUACUACGUGCACUUGACGGGGGAAGAGUUUCUUCUGGUCACAAAUAGCCUUAAAAACUUGAAGGGUGCAAACUUAGUUGAAGCUGAAGAUUGA
Messenger RNA from Symsagittifera roscoffensis, 1050 nucleotides. RefSeq names its product beta-1,3-galactosyl-O-glycosyl-glycoprotein beta-1,6-N-acetylglucosaminyltransferase 3-like. Lineage: Eukaryota; Metazoa; Xenacoelomorpha; Acoela; Convolutidae. Gene Ontology annotation, cellular component: membrane. The record is from RefSeq and is a predicted model, not a curated record. The coding region runs from base 1 to 1050 and encodes 349 amino acids. The transcript has 5 exons. Gene Ontology annotation, molecular function: acetylglucosaminyltransferase activity.